This is a messenger RNA of Cebus imitator (Panamanian white-faced capuchin), 6248 nucleotides long. RefSeq names its product proteasome activator complex subunit 4. Bases 16 to 5520 code for a protein of 1834 amino acids. Gene Ontology annotation, molecular function: peptidase activator activity; proteasome binding. The record is from RefSeq and is a predicted model, not a curated record. Gene Ontology annotation, cellular component: nucleus; spermatoproteasome complex; cytosol. Gene Ontology annotation, biological process: proteasomal ubiquitin-independent protein catabolic process. Lineage: Eukaryota; Metazoa; Chordata; Mammalia; Primates; Cebidae. The transcript has a single exon.
UCCGAGGACUACGGGAUGGGGCCGCCAGUGGCCGCAAGGCGGCGACGACGCGGAGGAGGCGGAGCCCGCAGAGGGAAGGGGAUUGUCUACAACAAGCUGCUACCCUACGCCGAGCGCCUAGACGCCGAGUCCGACUUGCUGCUGGCCCAGAUCAAAUGCAACCUGGGCCGGGCCAUGCAGCUCCAAGAGCUAUGGCCCGGGGGCCUCUUCUGGACCAGGAAACUCUCCACGUAUAUUCGACUUUAUGGGAGAAAAUUUAGCAAAGAAGAUCAUGUUCUUUUUAUUAAGUUAUUGUAUGAGCUGGUAUCAAUUCCAAAACUGGAAAUCAGCAUGAUGCAGGGAUUUGCCCGCCUUUUGAUCAACUUGUUAAAGAAAAAGGAACUUCUUUCAAGAGAUGAUUUGGAGUUACCCUGGAGACCACUUUAUGACGUGGUAGAAAGAAUCUUAUAUUCGAAGACAGAGCACCUGGGAUUAAAUUGGUUUCCUAAUUCUGUAGAAAAUAUUCUCAAAACACUCGUGAAAAGCUGCCGACCAUACUUUCCAGCAGAUGCCACUGCUGAGAUGCUAGAAGAAUGGCGACCUUUAAUGUGCCCUUUUGAUGUAACAAUGCAAAAGGCCAUCACUUAUUUUGAAAUAUUUCUUCCUACCUCCCUUCCUCCAGAACUUCAUCAUAAAGGUUUUAAACUUUGGUUUGAUGAAUUAACUGGCCUUUGGGUUUCAGUGCAAAAUCUCCCACAGUGGGAGGGGCAGCUAGUAAAUCUCUUUGCUCGAUUGGCUGCAGAUAAUAUAGGGUACAUAGAUUGGGAUCCAUAUGUACCAAAGAUAUUUACAAGAAUUCUGAGAAGCUUGAACCUACCAGUGGGAAGCAAUCAAGUGUUAGUCCCAAGAUUUUUAACAAAUGCUUAUGAUAUAGGUCAUGCUGUAAUGUGGAUCACCGCCAUGAUGGGUGGACCAAGUAAGCUAGUGCAAAAACACUUAGCUGGUUUGUUUAACAGCAUCUCAUCUUUUUACCAUCCUUCAAAUAAUGGGCGCUGGCUGAACAAGUUAAUGAAACUACUUCAGCAGUUGCCAAACAGUGUUGUUAGAAGAUUGCACCAUGAAAGAUACAAGAAGCCCUCUUGGUUAACUCCUGUGCCUGAUAGCCACAAGCUUACUGAUCAAGAUGUUACAGACUUUGUACAAUGCAUUAUUCAGCCUGUCCUCUUGGCUAUGUUUAGCAAAACUGGUAGUCUAGAAGCAGCCCAGGCUUUGCAGAAUCUUGCACUCAUGAGACCUGAAUUAGUAAUACCCCCUGUACUUGAAAGAACGUAUCCUGCAUUAGAGACAUUAACAGAACCUCACCAGCUCACAGCUACUUUAAGUUGUGUAAUUGGAGUAGCCCGCAGUUUGGUAUCAGGGGGCAGAUGGUUUCCUGAAGGUCCAACACAUAUGCUACCUUUGUUGAUGAGAGCAUUGCCUGGGGUGGAUCCAAAUGACUUUAGUAAAUGCAUGAUCACAUUCCAGUUCAUAGCAACAUUUUCGACUCUGGUGCCUUUAGUAGAUUGUUCAUCUGUACUACAAGAAAGAAAUGACCUCACAGAAGUGGAACGAGAGCUUUGCUCAGCCACAGCUGAAUUUGAGGAUUUCGUCUUACAGUUUAUGGACAGAUGCUUUGGACUUAUAGAAAGUAGCACAUUGGAGCAAACAAGAGAAGAGACAGAAACUGAGAAAAUGACACACUUGGAGAGUUUGGUCAAAUUAGGUCUGUCUUCUACGUUUAGUAUAGUCCUCACCCAGUGUUCCAAAGAAAUAUUUAUGGUGGCCCUUCAGAAGGUUUUUAAUUUUUCUACGUCACAUAUAUUUGAAACAAGAGUAGCAGGUCGCAUGGUGGCAGACAUGUGCCACGCUGCUGUAAAGUGCUGCCCAGAAGAAUCUUUGAAGCUCUUCGUUCCUCACUGCUGCAGUGUUAUAACUCAGCUUACAAUGAAUGAUGAUGUAUUAAAUGAUGAAGAGCUAGACAAGGAAUUACUGUGGAAUCUUCAACUUUUGUCUGAAAUUACUCGAGUGGAUGGAAGGAAGUUGCUUCUUUAUAGGGAGCAGCUUGUAAAGAUUCUCCAAAGAACCCUGCAUUUAACCUGUAAGCAGGGUUACACUCUGUCUUGUAACCUUUUGCAUCAUCUUCUUCUUUCUAUCACACUUAUCUACCCUACAGAAUACUGCAGUGUGCCAGGUGGCUUUGACAAACCUCCUUCUAAAUACUUUCCUAUCAAGGACUGGGGCAAACCUGGGGACUUGUGGAAUCUGGGAAUCCAGUGGCAUGUUCCUUCUUCAGAAGAAGUGUCUUUUGCCUUUUAUCUUUUGGACUCCUUUCUUCAGCCUGAGCUCAUCAAACUUCAGCACUGUGGGGACGGCAAACUUGAAAUGUCUAGAGGUGAUAUUCUACAGAGUCUGACUAUAGUGCACAACUGUUUAAUUGGCUCUGGAAACCUCCUACCUCCGUUGAAAGGAGAGCCAGUUGCUAACUUAGUACCAAGUAUGGUGUCCUUGGAAGAGACAAAGUUGUAUACUGGACUUGAAUAUGAUCUGUCUCGAGAGAACCACCGAGAAGCAAUCGCUAGAAUUAUAAGGAAACUUCUUAACCACAUACUUGAUAAUUCAGAAGAUGAUACCAAGUCAUUGUUUCUUAUUAUAAAGAUUAUUGGAGACCUUUUGCAAUUCCAAGGAUCUCACAAGCAUGAAUUUGACUCCCGAUGGAAAAGCUUCAACUUAGUAAAGAAAGCAAUGGAAAAUCAGCUCCAUGGGAAAAAACAACAUAUCAGAGCACUGUUGAUUGAUAGAGUAAUGUUACAGCAUGAGCUACGGACACUAACUGUUGACGGUUGUGAAUAUAAAAAGAUACAUCAAGAUGUGAUCAGAGAUCUUCUUCGCUUAUCUACAAGUUCAUACAGUCAGGUGAGAAAUAAGGCUCAGCAAACAUUUUUUGCUGCCUUGGGAGCAUACAACUUCUGUUGCAGAGAUAUAAUUCCCUUGGUUUUGGAGUUCUUACGGCCUGACAGACAAGAUGUCACACAGCAGCAAUUCAAGGGUGCCUUGUAUUGUCUCCUUGGAAAUCGCAGUGGUGUGUGCUUGGCAAACCUUCAUGAUUGGGACUGUAUUGUACAGACUUGGCCAGCGAUUCUUUCUUCAGGGCUUAGCCAAGCAGUGUCCCUGGAAAAGCCAUCAAUAGUGAGACUGUUCAAUGAUCUUGCAGAAAAGAUUUAUAGGCAGUAUGAAACAAUUGGCUUGGACGUCACAAUUUCAAAAUCAUGUGUUGCAAUCGCGGAAUCACUUCAGCAGUCAAAAAACCCCUCUAUCAACCAGAUAUUGCUUAGCUCAGAAAAAAUUAAGGAAGGAAUGAAACGCCAACAAGAAAAGAAUGCUGAUGCUGUAAGGAACUAUGAAAAUUUGGUAGACACCUUGCUAGAUGGUGUGGAGCAAAGAAACCUGCCCUGGAAAUUUGAACAUAUAGGCAUUGGGCUCCUGUCUCUACUGCUGAGAGAUGACCGAGUGCUGCCUCUUCGCGCCAUACGGUUUUUUGUUGAGAAUCUCAACCAUGAUGCAACCGUAGUUCGAAAGAUGGCUAUCUCAGCUGUUGCCGGUAUCCUUAAACAGCUAAAAAGAACUCACAAAAAGCUGACCAUUAACCCCUGUGAAAUCAGUGGAUACCCUAAACCCACCCAAAUUAUUGCUGGUGAUAGGCCUGAUAAUCACUGGUUGCAUUAUGAUAGCAAAACUAUACCAAGAACUAAAGAAGAAUGGGAGUCGAGUUUCUUUGUGGAAAAAACUCAUUGGGGAUAUUAUACCUGGCCAAAGAAUAUGGUUGUUUAUGCUGGUGUGGAAGAGCAGCCUAAGCUUGGCAGAAGCAGGGAGGAUAUGACAGAGGCAGAACAGAUUAUAUUUGAUCAUUUUUCUGAUCCCAAAUUUGUUGAACAGUUAAUUACUUUUCUAUCAUUAGAAGACAGAAAAGGAAAAGAUAAGUUUAAUCCACGACGUUUUUGUCUCUUCAAGGGUAUAUUCAGGAAUUUUGAUGAUGCCUUCCUGCCAGUUCUGAAGCCCCAUUUAGAACGUUUGGUUGCAGAUUCACAUGAAAGCACCCAGCGCUGUGUUGCAGAAAUUAUAGCUGGUUUAAUCGGAGGUUCUAAGCACUGGACAUUUGAAAAGGUGGAGAAGCUGUGGGAGCUUCUGUGCCCUCUGCUUAGAACAGCACUGUCCAACAUUACCAUAGAAACUUACAAUGACUGGGGAGCUUGUAUAGCAACAUCCUGUGAAAGCAGAGAUCCCCGGAAACUUCAUUGGCUUUUUGAACUUCUGUUGGAAUCACCAUUGAGUGGAGAAGGAGGAUCCUUUGUAGAUGCGUGUCGACUUUAUGUACUACAAGGUGGCCUUGCCCAGCAAGAAUGGAGGGUGCCUGAACUAUUGCACAGACUACUGAAGUACUUGGAACCCAAACUCACCCAGGUUUACAAAAAUGUCAGAGAAAGAAUAGGAAGUGUGCUGACCUACAUAUUCAGGAUAGAUGUUUCUUUGCCAAAUACUGCACCAACCAUGUCGCCUCAUGUCCCUGAGUUUACUGCUCGAAUUCUGGAGAAAUUGAAACCUCUCAUGGAUGUGGAUGAAGAAAUUCAGAACCAUGUUAUGAAGGAAAAUGGAAUUGGUGAAGAAGAUGAACGAACUCAGGGCAUUAAACUCUUGAAAACCAUAUUGAAAUGGCUGAUGGCAAGUGCAGGAAGAUCCUUUUCUGCAGCAGUCACAGAACAACUUCAGCUUCUGCCUUUGUUUUUUAAGAUUGCCCCAGUGGAAAAUGAUAAUAGCUACGAUGAACUGAAAAGAGAUGCAAAGUUAUGUUUAUCAUUGAUGUCUCAGGGGCCGCUUUACCCUCAUCAGGUGCCUUUGGUACUUCAGGUGCUAAAACAAACAGCAAGAAGCAGUUCUUGGCAUGCAAGAUACACAGUACUGACCUACCUCCAGACCAUGGUAUUUUACAACCUCUUUAUUUUCCUAAACAGUGAAGAUGCAGUUAAAGAUAUCAGGUGGCUGGUUAUAAGUCUUUUGGAGGAUGAACAACUAGAGGUUCGAGAAAUGGCUGCCACCACCUUAAGCAGCCUGCUGCAGUGUAACUUCCUCACCAUGGACAGUCCUAUGCAGAUUCAUUUUGAGAAGCUUUGCAAAACAAAACUACCUAAGAAAAGAAAGCAAGACCCUGGUUCUGUAGGAGAUACCAUUCCUUCUGCAGAGUUGGUCAAAUGCCACGCUGGGGUGCUAGGACUUGGUGCAUGUGUCCUUUCUAGUCCUUAUGAUGUUCCCACCUGGAUGCCCCAGCUCCUCAUGAAUCUCAGUGCACAUCUAAAUGAUCCUCAGCCUAUUGAGAUGACUGUGAAAAAGACCUUAUCCAAUUUCCGAAGGACUCACCAUGACAACUGGCAGGAACACAAACAGCAAUUCACUGAUGACCAACUGCUUGUUCUCACCGAUCUUCUUGUGUCACCAUGCUAUUAUGCAUAGACAGAUGACUAGUCCUCACUUCAGGCUCUUUUCUUCAAAAACUCCACACCCUCAGGUACCAUCUGUGGUGGCUGUCUGCAAGUUUUAAAACUGCCUCUGCUGAGGUCUCAUCAUUUUGGUGGUUUCUGUGUUAGAUCUCAUUAGUCUGCGUUCCACAGCUUCUCAGUUGCUAUUUAUUUGAUUUCCUAACUUGUCCGGAAAUGUUUCCAGAAUACUGAUCACUUUUUUUUUUUUUUUUUUGAGGCAUCUGACAAAGUCACAAAGUCUCAGACUAGAAAUAAUUACCCAGUAUGAUCAUGGCAUCCAAGACCAGGAUCUAGGAGCUCAUUAAGAAACAAUUUACUUGGAAUGGAGAAUACCCAUCUGUAAUACAGGUCCUGUCAUUUCAUUCAUCUCAAAUUAUUUUGAAUUAUUCCCAAAUGGCUGCCAGAUUUAGAUGGUAGUCAGGCUGUGGGCCGUUAAUCUGAAGCCUUGAGAGCCUUGGGUCUGGGGAGCCUUGAAGAGGGAAGGAAAAGAGGGCAAGUCUUGAACCUAACCAGUGACCUGAUGGAUUGCUCGACUGGGACACAGAGUGAAGUCUGUAUUUGUGCACCUCCCGCAGAUUGGAGUUUUUGGUGCUGAAUAGAGGCAGUUGCUAAAAAAUUGGGGAUUUGGUGAAGAAAUUUGAUUGUUGUGUGUAUUCAAUGUGUGAUUUUAAAAAUAAACAGCAACAACAAUAAAAAUCCUGA